Abrus precatorius (Indian licorice) is the source of this 2575-nucleotide messenger RNA. RefSeq names its product CLP protease regulatory subunit CLPX1, mitochondrial. Lineage: Eukaryota; Viridiplantae; Streptophyta; Magnoliopsida; Fabales; Fabaceae. The coding region runs from base 295 to 1872 and encodes 525 amino acids. The record is from RefSeq and is a predicted model, not a curated record. Gene Ontology annotation, cellular component: mitochondrial matrix. Gene Ontology annotation, molecular function: ATP-dependent protein folding chaperone; ATP binding; ATP hydrolysis activity. Gene Ontology annotation, biological process: protein catabolic process; protein folding; proteolysis. The transcript has 15 exons.
GAUAUAUAACUCCUGAUUUCCUUGUAAAUUAAAAUCGGAAAACGAGGACGUUGUUGAGUGGAUUGAAAGCGAACAAGAUUUUGAGGCGGUUUGGUAGAGUAGAGGGUAGCGUGGCGUUUUACUUGCAACAUCAUCGUUCAAAUAAUCUCUUCCGGCAACCUCAGUUCUCCACGAAACCCCAAUUCAGCUCACUAAAUCAAAUAUCAAUGUCCACACUUUCUCUCUCUUCAAUCCUCUUCGAACCCCUUUAUUUCUAAAUCCACAAUUCAAUCUGCAACAACACCAACACCCUCCAUGGCUGCGUUUCGCUCCAAACCUCACUGUUACAAGCAAACAACAACCCUCGCACUUUCCCACUUCAGACACUUCCUCUUCAACCACACACGCGCCACUAUUUCUCACUGCCCUCCACGCGCCAAUUCCACCACCACCCCCUUAGCUGAUCGCAGAGGCUACCAUGUCGUUGCCUCCUUUGGGGACCCACCCGAAGUCUGGUCCGGCGGUGGCAUCGUCGUUCGCCCGGGAAAUUCCAAUUUUGAAGUCGGCGGUGGCGGCUCCGCCGCCGGCGAAGGGUCGAAGGAAGGGUGCUGGGGCGGGUCCAAUUUGGGGAGUAGUUUCCCAACGCCGAAGGAGAUUUGCAAAGGGCUUGACAAAUUCGUGAUUGGACAAGAGAGGGCUAAGAAGGUGCUUUCUGUGGCUGUUUAUAAUCACUAUAAGAGAAUCUUUAAUGAAUCUUCUUCGCCUAAGUGGCCUGCAGGAGAUUCAAGUGGUAAUGGUAAAGCUGAUGCUGUUGAUGAUGAUAGAGUUGAACUUGAGAAAAGCAAUAUCCUUCUAAUGGGGCCAACUGGGUCUGGGAAGACAUUACUUGCCAAAACCUUGGCUCGGUUUGUAAAUGUUCCCUUUGUUAUUGCAGACGCGACUACACUCACUCAGGCAGGUUAUGUUGGAGAAGAUGUGGAAUCCAUAUUAUACAAACUCCUCAUGGUUGCAGAUUAUAAUGUAGCAGCUGCACAGCAAGGCAUUGUUUACAUUGAUGAAGUUGACAAGAUUACAAAAAAGGCUGAGAGCCUUAAUAUCAGUAGAGAUGUCUCGGGUGAAGGUGUUCAGCAGGCAUUGCUGAAGAUGCUUGAGGGAACGGUUGUCAAUGUUCCUGAGAAGGGAGCCAGAAAGCAUCCCAGAGGUGACAAUAUUCAGAUUGACACGAAGAAUAUACUUUUCAUUUGCGGUGGAGCCUUUGUUGACUUAGAGAAAACGAUAUCAGAAAGGCGGCAUGAUUCUUCUAUUGGAUUUGGGGCACCUGUACGUGCAAACAUGAGGACUGGUAGAGUCACGGAUGCUGCUGUUGCAUCAUCGCUUUUAGGAACUGUUGAAAGUAGUGAUCUUAUUGCAUAUGGUUUAAUACCUGAAUUUGUUGGGCGGUUUCCUAUCCUUGUCAGUUUGUCAGCUUUGACUGAAAAUCAACUCAUUCAGGUCCUCACAGAACCUAAGAAUGCUCUAGGGAAGCAAUACAAGAAGAUGUUCCAAAUGAAUGAAGUAAAGCUACAUUUUACAGAAAGCGCUCUAAGAUCAAUUGCCAGAAAGGCAAUAUCUAAAAAUACUGGUGCUCGGGGAUUACGGUCAAUUUUAGAAAGUUUGUUGGUAGAUGCCAUGUAUGAGAUCCCCGAUAUUAGAACAGGCAAUGAUGUUAUCGAUGCAGUUGUCGUCGAUGAGGAGGCCGUUGGAAGUGAGGGGUGUGGGGCUAAAAUCCUUUAUGGUCAGGGUGCAUUGGAUCGUUAUCUUUCUGAGCAGAAAAAUAAUUCAGAGACCAUGGAGGCAUCAGCAGGAGAUCAUGAAGCAGAUACAGAAAUUCCUUCCAUCGUUGCCAGCAUGUAACAUGUUGCUAAUAUUUAUAGUAAUCUUUGUACAUAUAGUUGAUACAUUUGUUGAAUAAUAUAGAAUGGUAGAUUCAGAUGGCCCCAUCUGGCUUGGGCCGAAAUCAGCGUAGUUUCAACGGUCAUAUCCUGUGGUUAGUUUUGUUAAGCAUAUAUUAUAAUGAGGUAAACUAAAUGCCACAUACCCCUUUUAAGUGUGCAAUACCUGAUUCAUUUGUGUACAUUGAGUGGCAUUAUUAAUGGAACCAAACGUGUAUAUUAUUAGAAGAUUAUGGUUCAUUCCUGUUUUUGUUACCAAGCCUUGGCCAUCCGACACGUUUAAUACACCAUGAUGAUCAUUGCAUGUUUUAUUGAACAUUUCGUUGGGGAAUGUUUAGAAAGUUCAUUAUUUCUCUUUAAACACAAGUGGGCAUCACAAGCUGUUGAAACUCUGGAAACAGAAUUGGUCUUCGCAUAAUUGUAACAAGUCAAUGGAUAAGUGCCGUUCAUGAGGAUAACAUAUAUUCCUUUGGGACUUUCUAUAUUUGCAUUUGAAAGUUGAAGGCAUCACGAGGUUUAUCAAGAACUUGGAUUUUAUUGUAUUGUUAACUUACGUGAUAUGGUUAUGCUGGAGAAAAAAUAUUUAAUUUUUAUCAAAUAACGAUCUAUCAUGAUUGGUUAUUAGAUUUACUAAUUAUAUUUGAGUAAAAUUGUGUUUUUCUCUC